Thalassophryne amazonica is the source of this 3482-nucleotide messenger RNA. RefSeq names its product zinc finger protein 862-like. The record is from RefSeq and is a predicted model, not a curated record. Lineage: Eukaryota; Metazoa; Chordata; Actinopteri; Batrachoidiformes; Batrachoididae. Gene Ontology annotation, molecular function: protein binding.
AAAUGGUGGUCAAAGCUCGGGGAGGCCACUGAAAAAAAAAAUUCUCGGUAAACUUUCCACCGGCUGUGAGGACGGAGUCAGCGCCGGGAGCGGGCGGUCGGAGGCCGGUGGGAGAUCGGACGACGAGCCGGGAGAGCACGUGCCGCCCCGCUGCGUCUGUGCGCGAGAGCUGUGUGCAGAGGAUGACGUCCUGGAUUUCUACAAGCAUGGUUCCACCAUGAGUGCGCAGUCUUUGGAUCUCUGGUUCUGUGAGGAGUGUCAGGACUAUUUCCAGAAGGAGUGUCCUACUCACGGACUCCCGCUGUUUGUCCCCGAUAAGUACGUGGCUCUUGGACAGGCCAACAGGGCGGCGCUCACUGUCCCGUCAGGCUUACAGGUCUGUACAGAAGGAGAUGACAUUGAUGUUCGCUGUGUGGAUGCAAGUAUUCCCAAAGGGGCCAUCUUUGGUCCAUAUGAAGGAGAACUGGUGUCCAAGAAUAAAUCUUCUGGCCUUUUUACCUGGAUGAUUAUUAAUGGCAACAAUACAUAUCAAUCCAUUGAUGGCAGCAAUGAAACAAAGUCCAACUGGAUGAGGUUUGUUCAGCUCUCAUCAGAGGAGACCAGCAGGAACUUGACUGCGUUUCAACACGGGAAAAACAUCUACUUCAGAGUCUGCCAGCAGCUGCAGGCUGGUGACAGACUGCGGGUCUGGUACAGUGAUGACUACAUCCAGAGACUUCAGGGCAUUUCUCAGAAGAGCAUUGAUCGUAAUCUGGACACAGAUAAAGACCAAACAGAAAUCCUGACCAGCUUUCAGAAGGACCUGAAACCUACUUGUCUGAAGUCAGUUUUGCAGGGCAAGUUCAGUCCAAAUAAACAACCCAGUGAAGAGGCUGAUGACCAGCCUCCUGCUAAGAAGAAGAAGCUUGACUUCAUCUUCAAAAAUGUUACAGAGUCCUCUCUGGGUGACUCCAACAGGUUCCAUCCAAUGAAACAAUCUUCCCAGGAAUGUAAAACGGCAGGCAAAACUGGGCAAGGAUCUUAUUUAGCUGAAAGCAAAGUUAACAUUCCUAACCUUAAGGUUGAGGACACAGAAGCAGAGACCCAGACCACCAAGGAACCCUCGACCUCUUUCUGCCCCAACUGUAUCAAACUAAAGAAGAGAAUUCUGGAGCUGGAGGACGAACUGUCACGCCUUAAAGGAGAACAGGGAGAUCCAGUCAACAGGCCAAUGUCAGAACAUCCCCCACCUCAACAGGAUCAAGCUCCACCCAACCCUGAGCAAGGACCAAUUGAAGACUUUCAAGGGAUGGAGCCUCUGACCCCUACUCAGGUAGUUCUGGAUGAAGAUGACCAGGAUGUGGACUCAGCUGAUGAAUCAAUUGCUGCAGAUCUCGUGAUUUCUCCAGAAGACUCAUCAAAGCUUUCUUCUGGAGGAGGCAGGCGCAUUCGUCGCUUCAAGCAAGAGUGGCUGAAAAAGUUCUGGUUCCUUCGCUACUCACCAACCCUCAAUGAGAUGUGGUGCCAUGUCUGCCGACAGUACACAGUCCAGUCAUCCCGCACUUCAGCCUUCAUCAUUGGCUCCAAGCAGUUUAAGAUCCAUACCAUCAAGCUCCACAGCCAAAGCAAUCUUCAUAAAAAGUGUUUGCAAUUGUAUAAGCUUCGCAUGCAUCCAGAGAAGACUGAGGAGAUGUGCAAGAACAUGAUGCUGCUUUUCAAUGCUGCAUACCACUUGGCCCUGGAGGGUCGUCCUUUUUCUGAUCUCCGUCCGCUAGCAGAGCUUUUAAAGAAGUGUGAGCUCAAAGUAGUAGACCAGUACAUGAAUGAAGGAGACUGUCAGAUUCUCAUCCAUCACAUUGGUCGGGCUUUAAAAGAAGACCUGGCAGAGAAGAUGCGCCUGUCACCCUUUCUAAGCAUCAUUGUAGAUGGCCAAAAUGAUGAGCUUUUCUCAGACAUGGUGGCAGUCUAUGUUCAAUUCCUGACCAACGAAGGUUCACCCACGACAGAGUUCCUAUCCAUGCAGAGACUGAGCAUGACCAGUUUGGAUGGAUAUCUACAGGCUAUGGAUCGUGCCUUUGGUGUCUUGGGCCUCAGCUUUCAGGACUUAUUGGUGGUGGGUCUUGGGGUGGAUGGUACCAACAUUUCUUUAGGAAUGAGAGCAAAUCUGUACAUUUCUGUCCAAAAGACUUUUCCUUGGAUUCUGUGCCUUCCCAUCAUGAUCCAUCGGCCUCAUUUAGAACUGCUGGAUGCCAUUAGUGGGAAGGAGUUGUCCUGCCUUGAGAACCUUGAAAACAAUUUAAAGCAGCUGCUUAGUUUCUAUCGUUACUCACCUCGCAUGAUGGGGGAGCUGCGGUCCACAGCUCCAACACUGUCAGAGGAGACGGAGUUCUUGGGAGACAUCAGAGCCAUACGAUGGAUCAUAGGAGAACCAAAUGUUCUCAAUGCGCUGAUCAAAGAUUAUCAGGAGGUAAUCGUCCAUCUGAAGGAGAUCAGCACCCAGACACAGAGGGCUGAUGCUGCUGCCAUUGCUCUCACCCUCGUGCAGUUUCUCAUGGACUACCAGUCAGUAAAGCUCAUCUACUUCCUUCUAGACAUCAUUGCUGUUCUCUCACGCUUAGCUUUGACUUUCCAGGCUGAGUACUUGCUGGUAUCACGGGUGGAAGCCAGAAUAGAGGAUGCCAUUCAAGAGAUUGGCCAGUUGGCGGAUUGUCCUGGAGAGUAUUUGCAAGAGUUUGAGGAAAAUUUCCGUGAAAGUUUCAAUGGCAUUGCCCUGAAGAACCUUCGUGUUGCUGAGUCAAAGUUUCAGUCGAUCCGAGAAAAGAUCUGCAGCAAGAGCCAGGCCAUACUCUCUCAAAGGUUGGACCUGCAGAGCCGAUCAUUUAUCAAAGCUUGCAAGGUCCUAGACCUGUCCAACUGGCCUCAUAACCAAGAAGACCUGCAGGCCUAUGGGGAGGAGGAAAUUCAGAUGAUAUUCAACCAUUUGGAGUCUAUUCCCUGUGCAGGCCUGGAGGCUUCCCAGGGUAAAACUGAAGCCAGGGGGAGCCUGGUGGUGGAGUGGAAGGAUCUGAAAGCGGAUUAUCACAGUAUCAGCGGAUUUAGAGAGGUUGUCAGUCACAUCUGUAGGUACAAACAACGUUUUCCUUUGCUGAAUUAUAUUGUGCAGGUUGUCAGGGUUCUGCAGUCCACGGCAUGCUGUGAUAAAGGCAGAGGAUCUCUGCAGAGGAUGUGUAAAAACAGUCAUUCCCGGUUGACCCUUGAACAGAUGAACGACCUUCUGACCGUGAAGGUUAAUGGACCACCAAUCGCCAACUUUGACGGGAAGCGAGCAUUGGAUAGCUGGUUUGAAGAGAAGUCUGGAAGCAGUUAUUCCCUCUCAGCUGAGGUAUUAAGUCGAAUGUCAACUGCUGAUCAAAAGUCUGUUUUGCACAGUGUUGAUGUCAAUACUGAGUUCUACCCUGACGUCUAACAUUUAUAGUGCUGAGUCAAACCCAACACAAAAGAAG